CGCAGCAGGACUGACCUCCACCGACCUGUCUGUGCAGAUCUGCAGAUCUGCGUGCGGAAGUAACCUGCACGACAAAAUGGCGAGGAAAACUUUGGGCUGAGAAAGUUGUGAUUUGGGGAGAAAUAUUCCAAAGUUAUGGUGAAGUGAGUGCAGCAGGCUCAGGUAAGGCUUUGGCAGAGCACCGGAUAGGGAGGAUUGUAAGGAUGUCUGAGGGCGCUGGGCAGGGGCUGACCCGCAGAGAGAGCUCCAGACCCGGGCUUGUGGGAUUGGUGCUGUCGGUGCUGAGUUCUACGGUGGUCCUGGCGGUGGUGGGCUGUGUGUGCGCCCUCCUCUACCCUGUCCUCAAAGAACUGCGACAGCUGAGAGGCAAAAGAGAAGAUGGAACUGAACAAAAGAUGCUGGGUUUCUGGAGCAUUUUAGUCAUCUCUCUGGUCGUGGCUGGUGUUUGCGCCGCCUCCUCCUGGAUCCUGACUCACCUGGACUCCUCCCACAACAGCAGGACACGCCCACAUGGUUCACCCCAAGACAGUGACGGGGUCGGGCUGGAUUAUGGGAUGGCUGCGCUGAAUGGCGUCAUGGCGAUGGUUACAGUUAUUUGGAGUCUCAGCUGACAAUAUUUAUGAGUGCAAUCUUGCCUUGUCUAGUUUCUAAAUGUUGAAUAUCCAGGUAGAUGCUAUCCAUGGAUUUCAGCAUGAUUAGAAUUAGGACCAUUGCCAUAGCAAUUAACAAUUUAAAACAAAAUAUAUUAUAGCUUUGGAUUAGGAAAAAGUCCUCAAAAUACAGUGUAACCAGAAACCCAUGAGUAGAUUUUAGUAGAUGAUACGCAUAACCUAAAGAGAGAGUACUGUUACUUCAAAAUACUAAGGUCUGCAGAAGUAAAUACAACAGUACUCUAUAUUGCAGUAAAAAUAUUUGUUGAAGUACAAUUUAUAUGCAUUUAAAUAUACCCGUAAAUGUAAUUAUAAUUGUACUACUCAUAUGUAACACAUUCUGUUAUGGCCAGUAGAUUCACAUGGAGCAUUAAAAUGUAUCUCUAAUAAUUGAUGCAUGUAUAGAAUUUUUGCUCACUUGUGUUUGCUUUUUGUGUUGACACUGCAAGAGCUGGAAAAAUGUUUAUGAAGUGAAUAAGUCAUAUUUUUGACCAGCAGAUAAUACUGUCAUCUAAUGUUUAGUUAUAUUGUCAGUGUUUUUAAGUCUCUUUAGUUUUGACUCCUGUCUGCAUCUACAAAAUGUUUUCUUCAUUUAUGUUCUGUACUUAAUGUAGAUCAUUUUAAAUUGUGAAAUACAUUUUUAAAUGAACUAUUAAAAAAUCU
Boleophthalmus pectinirostris (great blue-spotted mudskipper) is the source of this 1313-nucleotide messenger RNA. RefSeq names its product ADP-ribosylation factor-like 6 interacting protein 6 (gene arl6ip6). NCBI's taxonomy places the organism in Eukaryota, Metazoa, Chordata, Actinopteri, Gobiiformes, Gobiidae. The transcript is spliced from 4 exons. Bases 204 to 611 code for a protein of 135 amino acids. The record is from RefSeq and is a predicted model, not a curated record.